AGAAGCGACAAGCGGUCAAUUUGGACACGUAACUGUUCUCAGUCCUCUCUGGUUGACAAAAUCCUAUCAUUUCCGGGUGCAGCCCAAUGGAAAAGGCUUCUUUAAAAAGAUCAUACAGAAACUCUGGAAGCGUCCAAUACAAUACAAAAAAUAGAGGUCAACCGUAUCAAGUUUAUGGCAUUAACAGUAGAUACCACCCUCAAACUUUUCAUAACAUCCCUCACAAUUUAAAACCUGAGGGGAGUCAACAAGUGGAAUUUCAUACGCAGAAUUUUCACAAUAUACCACAAGAGUUGGCGUCUGAAGGCGACACACAACAAAUUGAAUACGCGUAUCAGGGCGGAGAAAGCCAUGAAGGUGAGGUGAUCAACAUGAGUGAAGAUCAAGACGCUCAUUACCAAUCUCCUGAAACCGAUUAUCAAGUGAACAACUAUCAGCCUCAGGAAUCGUAUUCGUUACCAUCGCACCCGGGCUAUUACGGAUAUCACUACCGCCCGCCGAUACCGCCGACCCCACACCCCUUGCUACCACACAAGAGCAAGCAACAGUCAGCACCUUACACCUAUUAUUACAUCGGGCGGCACCUCUGGUAUAUCCCGCUCUAUUUCAGCAUUUAUUUUAUCGUUUAUGUCGGCUUGCUUGUUUUGAAAUCGAUCGCAAGGCACAAAGUUCUGUUCCCGGAGAAUCUCCAAGCUGCCGCUGCAGCUUCGACAAUGAGAGAUUUGCAUGUACUCAGAUCGAUAGAUCAAGCUCAAAAACGAUACCUCAUGAAGUGAUUAUUUUCUAAUCAAAUUCAUUAUUUUGAAAACAUUUCAUUUGGAAAAAGUUAAAUCUAGUUGAGUGUGUGAUCGACAAAACAAUAAAU
This is a messenger RNA of Cimex lectularius (bed bug), 865 nucleotides long. RefSeq lists its product as uncharacterized. Lineage: Eukaryota; Metazoa; Arthropoda; Insecta; Hemiptera; Cimicidae. The record is from RefSeq and is a predicted model, not a curated record. The transcript is spliced from 4 exons. Bases 87 to 776 code for a protein of 229 amino acids.